Sugiyamaella lignohabitans is the source of this 867-nucleotide messenger RNA. RefSeq names its product formate dehydrogenase (NAD+) (gene FDH1). Bases 1 to 867 code for a protein of 288 amino acids. The transcript has a single exon. Lineage: Eukaryota; Fungi; Ascomycota; Dipodascomycetes; Dipodascales; Trichomonascaceae. The record is from RefSeq and is a predicted model, not a curated record. Gene Ontology annotation, molecular function: oxidoreductase activity, acting on the CH-OH group of donors, NAD or NADP as acceptor; NAD binding. Gene Ontology annotation, cellular component: cytosol.
AUGAAGGUCUUGCUUGUUUUAUACUCUGCUGGUCAACACGCCCAAGACGAACCCAAGCUUCUCGGUUGUACCGAAAAUGAGCUUGGACUUCGUAAGUGGUUAGAGGCCCAAGGACAUGAACUUGUCACUACCGCUGACAAGGACGGUGAGAAUUCCGAACUCGACAAGCACAUUGUUGACGCUGAAAUUGUCAUCACCACUCCUUUCCACCCUGGUUACAUUACCAGAGAGCGCAUCAACAAGGCUAAGAACCUCAAGAUCUGUAUCACAGCUGGUAUUGGUUCUGACCAUGUUGAUCUGGCUGCUGCCAAUGAGCGAAAAAUCGCCGUUCUUGAAGUUACUGGAUCCAACGUGCAAUCCGUUGCCGAACAUGUUCUUAUGACCAUGUUGGUACUUGUCAGAAACUUUGUCCCUGCUCACGAGCAGUAUGUCAGUGGUGGCUGGGAUGUCGCUGCAGUUGCCAAAGACUCUUAUGAUCUUGAAGGUAAAGUCAUUGGUACCGUCGGAGUUGGAAGAAUUGGUACCCGAGUUCUUCAAAGAGUCAAGCCUUUCAACCCCAAGGAAAUGCUCUACUUCGAUUAUCAACCAUUAGCACCAGAACUUGAGAAGGAAAUCGGUGCCAGACGUGUUGAUAAGCUUGAAGACAUGUUAGCUCAGUGUGAUGUUGUAACCAUCAACUGUCCACUCCACGAGAGCACCAAGGGCCUCUUCAACAAGGAAUUGAUCUCAAAGAUGAAGAAAGGUGCAUGGUUGGUUAACACCGCCAGAGGAGCCAUUGUCGUCGCCCAAGACGUUGCUGACGCUCUUAGAUCUGGUCAAUUAAGAGGCUAUGGUGGUGACACCUCAUUCCCUCAACGUAAGUAUUAA